AUGUCGAAAAAAGUACAAAAUGAGAAUUCGGAAAAACUUACACGGAUUGCAAUUGUGAGCAGUGAUAAAUGUAAACCUCGAAAAUGUCAUCAAGAGUGCAAGAAAUCAUGUCCUGUGGUUCGUAGUGGAAAAUUAUGUAUUGAGGUUACGCCAGAAUCUAAAAUUUCAUGGAUUUCAGAGUCUUUGUGUAUCGGAUGUGGUAUUUGUGUUAAGCGAUGUCCUUUUGGUGCUAUUCAUAUUAUCAAUCUACCUACAAAUUUAGAUUCAAAAGUUACACAUAGAUUUUCAGAGAACUCGUUUAAACUACACAGAUUGCCAACUCCUAGAUCCGGUCAAGUUCUUGGUUUGGUAGGAACAAAUGGUAUUGGAAAGUCUACAGCGCUUAAAAUCUUGUCCGGGAAAUUAAAACCUAAUCUUGGACAACAUAAUAAUCCUCCUGAUUGGGAGGAAAUUCUUAGAUAUUUUAGAGGAAGCGAACUUCAAAAUUAUUUUACCAAGGUUUUGGAAGAUAGUUUAAAAGCUAUAGUUAAACCUCAGUAUGUUGAUCAUAUCCCUCGUACUAUUCAAGGACCUGUCAAAGUUGUUAAUGAACUUCUGAAUUCUAAAUUAGAAAGAAAUAAUAAAGAUGAAAUAAUUGAAGUUUUAGACUUAAAGAAUGUACUUACACGUGAAGUAAACCAACUUUCUGGUGGAGAAUUACAACGUUUUGCUAUUGCAAUUAUUUGUAUCCAGAAAGCUGAUAUAUAUAUGUUUGAUGAGCCGUCUUCUUAUUUGGAUGUAAAACAACGUUUGAAUGCAGCAAGAACAAUUAGACGGUUACUUAAUCCUGAUAAUUAUAUUAUUGCUGUUGAACAUGAUUUAUCUAUUCUUGAUUAUUUAUCAGACUAUAUAUGCGUUUUAUAUGGGAUGCCUUCUGUUUAUGGAGUAGUUACAUUACCAUUUUCUGUUAGAGAAGGGAUAAAUGUAUUUUUAGAUGGAAAUAUUCCUACAGAAAAUUUGCGUUUUAGAAAUGAAUCUUUACAAUUUAAAAUAUCGGACUCAUCUGAUAUAUAUUCAUUGGAAAGAAAUAAAACUUAUUCGUAUCCUUCAAUGAUAAAAAAACUUGGAGAUUUUACACUUGAGAUUAGUGCAGGUGAAUUUACUAAUUCUGAAAUUAUUGUAAUGCUAGGGGAGAAUGGUACUGGAAAGACAACGUUUAUUAAGUUAUUAGCAGGAAUUUUAAAGCCAGAUGGAGAUGAUAUUCCUGCUUUAAGUGUAUCUUUAAAGCCUCAGAAAAUUGCGCCGAAAUUUCAGGGAACAGUCCGUAUGCUGUUUUUAAAAAAAAUAAAAUCGUCAUGGCUAAAUCCUAGUUUCCAGUCGGAUGUAUGCAAGCCUUUAAAUAUUGAAAACAUUAUAGAUCAAGAAGUUCAAAAUUUAUCAGGGGGAGAAUUGCAACGUGUUGCUAUUGUUUUAUGUUUAGGUCUUUCUGCUGAUAUUUAUUUAAUUGAUGAGCCAUCUGCAUAUUUGGAUUCUGAACAACGUAUUGUUGCUUCUAAAGUUAUUAAAAGGUUUAUUUUGCAUUCUAAAAAGACUGCAUUUGUCGUUGAGCAUGAUUUUAUUAUGGCUACAUAUUUAGCUGAUCGAGUAAUUGUAUAUGAAGGACAGCCUUCAGUUAAAGCAUUUACUAAUCCUCCUCAAUCUUUAAUAGAUGGUAUGAAUUCUUUUUUAUCAAAUUUAGACGUUACAUUGCGUCGAGAUGCUAAUACUUUUCGUCCAAGAAUCAACAAAUAUGAUAGCCAAAUGCAUCAAGAACAAAAAAAUACAGGGAAGUUUUUCAGUAUAUAA
Pneumocystis jirovecii RU7 is the source of this 1824-nucleotide messenger RNA. RefSeq names its product translation initiation factor RLI1. The record is from RefSeq and is a predicted model, not a curated record. Gene Ontology annotation, molecular function: iron ion binding; ATP hydrolysis activity; ribosomal small subunit binding. The transcript has 14 exons. Bases 1 to 1824 code for a protein of 607 amino acids. Gene Ontology annotation, biological process: translational termination; ribosomal subunit export from nucleus; translational initiation. NCBI's taxonomy places the organism in Eukaryota, Fungi, Ascomycota, Pneumocystomycetes, Pneumocystales, Pneumocystaceae.